CACAUCCUCAGCUUCAUGCCUAGACAAAGGAGCUAAACAUGGACAAGUACAAUACACACCACUAGGAGGAGAGCAUUGGAAAGAGGAGAAAACGAUCAACACACUCCUCUCAUCCCUAAAAGGAAUGAUCACCCCUCUCCUCAGACUGUUUCACCCAGAGUGCGAAUUCAGGUGAGUGUUUGCUAGAGACAGUACACCGUGAAACCACUCGAGGAUUCAUGUCAUUUCCACCUCAUUCACGUUUAGGUUAGCGUGCCUAGGUAAAAAAAAAAAAAAAAACUCUCUUUGAACAAUACGCUGCUCUCUCCGAAACACGAAAUGUAAAAAAUAAGAUAUUCUUGACUAAUGUCACCAUGUAGAGUAAACCGUGCCGACAGCCGAGGAGGAAAAAUAUGAUAAAUGUAUGUUCAACUCAGCGCACGGGAUAGAGAACACGGCCCACUGGACCAGCGAAUGAGAGAUACGAUAAUGUCACAUCCCAAAAACAAAAGACUGGAGGUGGCGUAGUUUAAAUGACUGGAGAUGAAGUGAUACAUGACCCGACGGUAGCGUGCAGAUCUUAAAAUAGCACACGCAUGGGAGGGGCAUGAAAAGCCAUUGGAAGCUAUGACAACCGUUUCCGCGCAUAAUAUAGAACCAGCUGGUCACAAUUUGAAAUAUUGUCAUACUUUUGUGAACACAUAUUGUCGUUCAGCUGCCGUGACCUGAGGUGUGCUGGUUUAACUGCCGCUUGCGGUGUAUUUUAUCACCAAGGCAAUAGGUGUGUUCCGUAAUUACGUCAGCACAACGACGGAGGUUCCCGCUGUAAAUAUCCCACUGUAAAGUGUGAUUGAUUGUGUGUGUGUGUGUGUGUGUGUGAGAGAGAGAGAAAUACGAAAAGCGUGCGCGAGUGAGUGAGCAAGAGGGAGUGUAAAUGGAGAAGGGGGUAGGGACUUGCUAGCGGAAGACGGCUCAGCUCGAGUAAGAGAACAGGAGAAAAAAAAAAAAAAGAAAGCGGGCGACUGCGCGCACCAAACGCAUACAGCAGACAGGGCAAGUCAUAUUUAGGCUGAGCGCUAUGCCACGUUCACCACGGAUGUUGCGGUAGUCGGACUGGCUUUGCCCCUGAAGAGAGGCUCUUGUCAACGUUUUAUCAUCUCAGGGAUUGCAGGAUGGCUCGGGUGGGAAACGGAGCUGGAAAUAACGACAUCGAUGAGCAGGACUGUUUUGAAGAUGCCUUCGAUCGGAUCCCUGUGGCCUGUAAAAUGGACCUCCAGACCUCCAUAGAGGAGUGCGGGAUGGCCCUAAACCUGGUCCUCAACAACAAGUUUUCAGAAGCCUUGGACCUCCUCAAGCCCUGGUCUAAAGACAGCAUGUAUCAUGCGCUGGGCUACAGCAGCAUCCUGGUGAUGCAGGCGGCCAUGACCUUCGAGCACAGAGACAUCCAGGCUGCCAUGACGACCAUCAAGGAUGCCCUGCAAACUUGCCAGAGGUUCAGGAAGAGAAUUUCAGUGGUGGGCUCAAUUUCCAGCCUGAUGACCAAACAAGCCUCAGACAACUUGAAGGAGGAGGAGAUGCAUGCAGAGAUCUGUUAUGCUGAGUGCCUGCUACAAAAAGCCACACUAACCUUUGUACAGGAUGAAAAUAUGAUCAGUUUCAUCAAGGGAGGAAUCAAGAUCCGCACAAGUUACCAGAUUUACAAGGAAUGCCAAAACCUCUUGAGUGUGGCUCAGGAGGGCGGUGUGCAAACAGAGGCCUUAAGACAGUUUGAAGGCGGAGUCAAGCUGGGUAUUGGCUCCUUCAACCUGAUGCUGUCGCUUUUACCAGCAAGAAUACUGAGGCUAUUGGAGGUCAUUGGGUUUUCAGGGCACAGGGAGUUUGGUCUCUCUCAGCUGAGGGAGGGGGCAGGCAGCCACAGCCUGAGGUCCAUACUGAGCGUGCUCACACUGCUCUUCUACCACACCUACGUGUGCCUCAUACUGGGUACUGGUGAGGGUAACUUGAUCGAGGCAGAGGCCCUGUUGGAGCCUUAUCAGGAGAAAUUCCCAAAGGGUUCAAUCAUUCUGUUCUACACGGCCAGGAUUGCCACCUUGAGGGGCAACUUUGAGAAGGCUCAGCAGACGUUCCAGGAGUGUAUCAGUGCACAGCAGCAGUGGAGACAGAUCCACCACCUGUGCUACUGGGAGCUGAUGUGGUGCCACUCAUACCAGCAACAAUGGGGCCAAGCACUCAAAUACGCAGACCUGCUCUACAAGGAAAGCCGUUGGUCCAAGGCAAUCUACAUGUACCAGAAGGCGGCCAUCUUGAGUAUGAUGUCAGAGGAGGAGGUGCGUCAGACUGGUGAGAACGUGGUGGAGCUCUUCAGGCAGGUAGAGGGGCUGAAACAGCGGUUAGCUGGGAAGUCCAUCCCCAUUGAGAAGUUUGCUGUGAGGAAGGCCCGGAGAUAUACGUCACCCACGCCUGUCAAACUGAUCAUUCCCGCCCUGGAGAUGAUGUAUAUGUGGAAUGGCUUCACCAUCGUUGGAAAGAGGUCGGAUGCUGCGGAAGCCCUCUUGAUCACCAUCGAGGAAGCAGAGCAAAACCUACGCACCACCCCCAGUGAGUACACUGUGGAUGAUGAGUGUUUGGUGCAGCUGUUAAAGGGUUUGUGUCUGAAGCACCUGAGUCGUUUCAUGCAGGCAGAGCUCUGUUUCACACAGGUGCUAGCCAGUGAGAAGAGGUUCCGGUAUGAUCACUAUCUCGUCCCCUUCACACUCUAUGAGCUUGGAUUGCUAUACAAACAACAGGGUGACUUUGCCAAAGCAACCAAAUACAUUGAAGAUGCGAAGUUGAACUACAAAGAUUACUCCAUGGAAUCCCGACUUCAUUUCAGAAUCCAUGCAGCACUGAGCAGCCUGAAGAGCUCUCCAGUUGGCACACCGUAAUAGACACGGAGACACACACACACACACACACACACACACACACAGACAAAAUUCCAGCCAUUUUAGUCAGCAUCUCAUUGCCUUGCUGUGCCAACAUGGCUUCUGGAUGGUACAGCUGUGUGCAACGAUCAAGACAUUUUCACCAAAGAAAGGCAAAUGCUUGAAAUCAUCACAUAUAUGCGUGCACGCACACAUACACACACACACACACACACACAUAUGUGCACGCGCACUCUCACACACAUACACUCAAGACAAUGAACCUCAAAUCAUGUACUCUGUCACACAUAUACAUGUUUACCUUCAAACCCUGUAAGCACACUCUUUAUCUCUCUCACACACACACACACACACACAAACACAGAAACAGAACAAUUGUGUGUUCGCUGCUAGAUGCAAACUCACAUAUAAACACUUGGAUUCAUGAAUGGGACUUUGAGGUUUCACUGAACGAAUGUAAUUCUUUAAAACCGAGACCAAAUGUGUGUGUGUGUGUUUGUGUGUGUCUGUUUUAGUUUCACUCUCAUGGGUGCAAUAAUUAACAUUUUGACGGCCAUUAUUAAUAUCAGUCCUUUGUCGCUGUUUUUAUAAUAGGUGUCUUAUUAUUUAUGUCUUAAAUGUUCAUUCAGCUCUGAUCUGAGCUGCCUUGGGCCUUUGACACAUCACAGCACUCUAAAGGAGAGAGGGUGGACAUGGUUUUAUAAAGCAAUAACAUAUUUUACAAUUAUUAACAAUAUUAAUAACCUUAAUCAUUCAGACCUUUCUGCUAUCUCUCACCAGCUGGGAUUUCAACAGUAUCAGCAAGUAAAUUAAUUCAUAACUUGCAUUCUCUCUCAGUCCGUUGCAUACUAACACACACGGACAAACUUGCAGGCAUAUAUGUGUGUGUGCGUGUGUAUUGUACUGACAGAAACACACACUAACAAACUGAGCUACGAAUUUGUGUGUGUGUGUGUGUUUUUUGUGUAUAUAUAUAUAUAUAUAUAUAAAUAUAUGUGUGUUUAUGUAGCCUAGAUAUAUUGUCCUUAAAGCCAUAACCUGCUAUAGCUCAGAAAUGUGUGUGUGUGUGUGUGUGUGUGUGUGUGUGUGUGUGUGUAUGAAAGAGAGAGACAGAGACAGAGAGAGAGAGAGAAAAACAGUUAGUUUGCCAGACUUAUAUAAGAUAGCACAAAUUUUGAAUGUGUGUCUGCCCAACACACAUGCAUUUUCAUAUUUAAUCUGGUCUGUAUAUUUGUCUGUUUUGGGUCACAUCUUUAUUUUAUUGUAUUUGUGUGUGUCUGUGCGUGUGCGUGUGUGUGUGUGUGGGGUGGGGUGGGGGGUGGGGGAUAUGUUACUGUAUUUGUAUUAGUGCCUAAAUAGUGUCUGAAUCACAUGUAUGUUUGAUUAGCUGUGUGUGUGUGUGUGUGUGUGUGUGUGUGUGUGUGUGUGUGUGUGUGUGUAUGAAUUAUGUGUUCACCAAUGCUGUACGAUGACCAAUAAAACAAUAAAACAAAGUACACUCCA
Messenger RNA from Clupea harengus (Atlantic herring), 4406 nucleotides. It is a transcript of the gene ttc39b, whose product is annotated as tetratricopeptide repeat domain 39B. The record is from RefSeq and is a predicted model, not a curated record. Gene Ontology annotation, molecular function: protein binding. Lineage: Eukaryota; Metazoa; Chordata; Actinopteri; Clupeiformes; Clupeidae.